GGCCCCAUGAGGUGAGUCAGUUUUGGAUUUGUGGUAUGCAGCACGCACAUAGUCUGCCUCACCAACUCCGCUGCGGCAUCCGCGUGACGAUGCACCGAGUCUGUCCCAUGGAGGUUAAGGCGCCCUCCCACCACUCCCUCAUCGCCCCUCAUGCACAAUGCAAUUGUUGCACCAACCCAACAUGGCAUGCCACCCCACCAAUCUGCACCUCCCAGCCCUGCCAGCCGGCCUGCUGCCUGACUGCAGAGAACAGGAGAGUGGGGAUCGGACUCCCAAGACCAAGAUCAUGUCCGACUCCGACGAUGGCCGUGGCGGCGGGAGGGCCGUGACGGGCAACACGCUCAUGCAGACCCUCCUCGAGCAGACCCAAAUCCCGCCGCCGCAGAGGAAGGUGGACGAGUUCUGGAGAAAAUUCACCACCAAAGCCCCAGGGAAGGCAACAACAAUCCUCCCCACCACCACCACCCUCACCACCCACUCAACCCCAACCACCGCCCCACCCCAGUUUAAACCGACCACCUACGACGAAGCCGCCGCCCAAUGCCGCGCCAAGGUCGCACAGAUCGUCGCCGAGUGCCGCCGCGUCAACACCCGGUACCGCGACCCGCACUUCGACCUCGACUACGACCUGCGCUCCGGCAGCCGGGACUGUCUCGAGUCGCUGAGCAACGAGUGCUGUGAUUACGGGAGUAGUGAUGAUGAAGACUCGGGGAUGAGAAAGGCGGAGGCGAGGCGGCGGCACAGGGCGCGCGGGCGGUGGCCCGGGUGCAAUUUCCGGCCCAAGUCGGUGAAGCGGGUCGGGGAGAUCUUUGACGAUCCCAAGUUCUUCAUCGACGGGCCCGCCGCCAACGACGUGCGCCAGGGCCGCGACGGCGACUGCUGGCUCAUGGCCGCCCUGUGCACCCUGAGCAACAAGCCCGGACUGAUCGAGCGCGUGUGCGUUGCGCGGAACGAGGACGUUGGCGUGUAUGGGUUCGUGUUCCACCGCGAUGGGGACUGGUUCAGUGAGAUUAUUGAUGACCAUCUCUAUCUCCUCAAACCCGACUACGACGACGCCCGCAUAGGCAGGCGGUUCAACAUCGAGCGCGCCCUGUGGGAGGACAUCGAACGGGCCGACUCGGAGGAAAAGUACCGGAAAAUCUACCAGUCUAACAGCGAGGCCCUCUAUUUUGCUCAGUGCGAGGACAAGAACGAGACCUGGCUCCCGCUGCUGGAGAAGGCCUACGCCAAGGCCCACGGCGACUAUGCCGCCAUCGAGGGCGGCUUCAACGGCGAGGGCAUCGAGGACCUCACCGGUGGCGUCACCACGGAACUGUUCACCAAGGAUAUUCUUGAUAAAGAACAUUUCUGGCAAGAGCUCAAGAAGGUCAACGCGGAGUUUUUAUUUGGCUGUUCAACUGGUCAUUGGGAUCUUGGUUUCGGAGAACGCAAGGGCAUUCAGGAAGGGCACUCGUACUCGGUCAUGCGAGCAGUCGAAGUUGAUGGCGAGCGGCUCCUCCUGCUCAAGAACCCGUGGGGAAGGGGUGAAUGGACCGGGGCAUGGAGCGAUGGUUCCAAGGAAUGGACACCAGAGUGGCUGCAGAAGCUUAACCACCGGUUUGGCGACGACGGUGCGUUCUGGAUUUCGUACAAGGACCUGCUGCGCAAGUACCAGUCCUUCGACCGCACUAGACUCUUCGGCCCGGAGUGGAAUAUUGCCUCUGUGUGGACGACGCUCAACGUUUCGUGGGCCUUGGAAUACCACGACACUAAGUUCUCCUUCACUCUCGCCAAACCCGGGCCCGUCGUCAUCGUCCUCUCCCAGCUCGACGACCGAUACUUCCGCGGCCUUGAGGGCGAGUACAUCUUUGGCUUGGGAUUCCGAGUCCACAAAGCCGGCGAGGAUGACUAUCUGGUCCGCAACCAUACUACCUACAGCAUGACCCGUUCCUGCAACGUCGAGCUCGAAUUGGAGGCCGGCGAGUACACCGUCUUGGUCAGGAUCGACGCCGACCGCCUUGAGGAUAUCCUGCCCCCCGAGGACGUAGUGCGGCGCAACGCGAGGAAGCGGCGCGAGAAGCUCCUGCGCAUUGGCCUCGCCUACGACUUAGCCCACAGCAAAGCUAGGGUUAUCGAGACGGCCGAGGAGAAGGCGGCACGGGAGGCCUAUGCUAAGUGGGCGAAGGAUAAGCGCCGCAACCAACUCCGCGAGACCAUCACCGGGAGAUUGCAGCGGAGGCUUUACUUCGAUCGCAAGAAGUGGGCGAAUGACCGAAAAGACAUGGCGUGGCAGAAAGAAGUGAAGCGGCAACGAGCCGAGAGACACAAGGCGAAACGAGAGGCGAAGCAGAGGGCGGCCGAGGAGGAAGCAAUACAGAAGGAAGCUGAAGAGGAAGCCAGACGUCAGCUAGAUACGGCGCUUGAGCAAGAAUCUAAAGCCGCAGAAGAGAACAUGGAAGCGGGGUCAGGAGGAGGAAUUCCGGCUGGGACCAAGGAGGACGGUGAAGAGGCCGAGCCCUCUCGACCGGAGCCUCCUAGCUCUGCAGAGGACACGCCGCCUGCUCCCGAUUCAGAGACCAAGCCUGACACUGAUGACACCAGGGGCUACGAGAAGGAGAUUACCCCGGCGGGCGCCGUACUUACUCAAACAGAGGCAGGUGCAGUCGGGCCAGCAGAUACCUCAGCCGCGCUUGUCCAGCGGCCCAAGGCAGCCAUGGUGGAGGGUACAGCCGGAGUGGCACGAGGACCCGCGGUGCCUGAUUCGCGCCCUGGACCCGAGGGGGGCGAGAGCGGCCCUAGCGUCGAGGUCAACGAAAUGCUCAGGACCACACUCGAGGUCGUAUCGAGCUUCAAGAAGGAGCUUGAAGGGUUGCUCGGCAAGAGCGCGGAUGGUCAUCUCCCAGAGGGUGCCGGCCACGACUCCCGGGACAUGCGCCCGUAUCCUCGCCAUCCACCUGCUCCCCCACAGUUCUACGGCCCGCCGCCGCAGCUGCUGCAGCGGCUGCCGCCAAGAUCAGAAGGCUACGACAGCGAAGAAGAAGAAGAAGACUACCCGGGUCCCUACGACUACCCGGAACGCAUCCCCAAGGGCCUCCUCAAGGGCACCAUCCCCGAGACUUCCGCCCCCCAGGGCCACACCCCCCUGGGCCGCGUGCCCAAGGACCCUAUCCACGGGGGCCGCCUCCCCCCGGACCGCCCCCUCCAGGGCCGCAUGCCCGAGGACCACAUCCCCCAGGACCAUAUCCCCCAGGACCCCAUCCACAAGGACCGCCUCCCCAAAGACCACACCCCCAACGCCCCCACCCCCAACGACACCCCAACGAAUCGCCCUACAACUCCGACCCCGACUCCGACUCCGACGCCGACACCGACAUCUGCAGCAUCCGCUCCAUCUCCACCCUCUCCGACACCGGCCUCGACUACGAGCUGCAGGCCAUCGACGAGGAGGAGGCCGAGCAGCGCCGCGCCAACCCGUCACCACCACCACCACAACAGGGACAACAACAGCGACAGCAGCAGGGACAGCGGCCUGUGUCCGGUGGCCGGCGGCUAA
Chaetomium fimeti is the source of this 3532-nucleotide messenger RNA. RefSeq lists its product as uncharacterized. The record is from RefSeq and is a predicted model, not a curated record. Gene Ontology annotation, molecular function: calcium-dependent cysteine-type endopeptidase activity. The transcript is spliced from 9 exons. Gene Ontology annotation, biological process: proteolysis. The coding region runs from base 158 to 3532 and encodes 1124 amino acids. Gene Ontology annotation, cellular component: cytoplasm. Lineage: Eukaryota; Fungi; Ascomycota; Sordariomycetes; Sordariales; Chaetomiaceae.